Messenger RNA from Ochotona princeps (American pika), 1080 nucleotides. RefSeq names its product nitric oxide synthase interacting protein (gene NOSIP). Gene Ontology annotation, cellular component: nucleus. Gene Ontology annotation, molecular function: ubiquitin protein ligase activity. NCBI's taxonomy places the organism in Eukaryota, Metazoa, Chordata, Mammalia, Lagomorpha, Ochotonidae. The transcript is spliced from 9 exons. The coding region runs from base 128 to 1045 and encodes 305 amino acids. The record is from RefSeq and is a predicted model, not a curated record.
GCAGCUCUACAUCCGGUCGCUUCUAGCCGGGCGGAAGUGAUUUCUGCCCAGAUCGGAAAACAGCGCUCUUUUCCGGUGUCAAGACGCAGUUGGAAGAGCGACGCGGACUGGAGGAAUCGUCGGAGAGAUGACUCGGCACGGCAAGAACUGUACCGCAGGGGCCGUCUACACCUACCAUGAGAAGAAGAAAGACACAGCGGCUUCAGGCUAUGGGACUCAGAACAUCCGGCUGAGCCGGGACGCGGUGAAGGACUUCGACUGCUGUUGCCUCUCCCUGCAGCCCUGCCACGAUCCUGUCGUCACCCCCGACGGCUUCCUGUAUGAGCGCGAGGCCAUCCUGGAGUACAUCCUGCACCAGAAGAGGGAAAUCGCCCGGCAGCUCAAGGCCUACGAGAAGCAGCGAGGUGCCAAGCGGGAGGAGCAGAAGCAGCUGCAGCGUGCAGCCGCGCAGGACCAAGUGCGCGGCUUCCUGGAGAAGGAGGGGUCCAUCGUGAGCCGGCCCCUCAACCCCUUCACGUCCAAGGCCGCCACAGAAACUGGGCCAGAGGAUGCUCAGGCGGGGUCCAGCGCAGGGGCCCCAGGCAAGGACAAGGACAAGGACAAGGAGAAGGCGCUGCCCAGCUUCUGGAUCCCGUCCCUGACCCCCGAGGCCAAAGCUACCAAGCUGGAGAAGCCGUCCCGCACCGUGACCUGCCCCAUGUCGGGGAAGCCGCUGCGCAUGUCCGACCUGACGCCCGUGCGCUUCACUCUGCUGGACGACUCGGUGGACCGCGUGGGGCUCAUCACGCGCAGCGAGCGCUACGUGUGCGCCGUCACCCGUGACAGCUUGAGCAACGCCACGCCUUGCGCCGUGCUGCGGCCCUCGGGCGCCGUGGUCACGCUUGAGUGCGUGGAGAAGCUGAUUAGAAAGGACAUGGUGGACCCUGUGAGCGGGCAGCAGCUCACGGAGCGCGACAUCAUCACGCUGCAACGGGGCGGCACCGGCUUCGCGGGCUCCGGGGUGAAGCUGCAGGCGGAGAAGUCGCGGCCCGUGAUGCAGGCCUGACCGCUAGGACCCCCAAUAAACGGCCUGGACUCACA